AUGGACGGUGGCGACACCGAGAAGGCCGUCAUGGAAAACAUCAGACGUCAGACAAAGGAGAGUUACCGAAGAAGACGCUCUCGAGGAGGCUCUGGCGCCGCCGCCAAAUCUCGCCUCGCGAGGCGCGAACUUGCCCCGAGCACGUCCAAGUCCAUCUCGACCUCGCCCUCCUCGCCUUUGCGUCCGCUAGGAGGAACCUCAACCUCGUCGCCGUCAUCGGUUUGGCCGCAGGAUAAACUUACGCCGUCGGACCAUGGCAUCGAUCUUGCUCAGCGUCACCAAAGCUCGAUUUGGGGCACAAGUCAGGACACGCUCGGCGCAUACCUUGUUGCACGCCUCGCAAGAACUGAACCGCCGAGCCCAAACUCGUUCGACCCGCUGGUGGUCGCGGACCGCAAUUACUCCGUCCCUACCUCACCAAACACGUCCCUGAGUACCUCUUCUCUCCCAUUCGACGUCCAAGAGAUCAACCUAGUCAUGUACUACCUCGACCACAUAUUCCCCCGACUGUCCCCUUACUUCCAGUACUACGCGGGAGACACCGGCCGAGGCUGGCUUCUCAACCUCUUCCUGCGGAACAAGCCACUGUGCAACGCUGCCGUCUGCCUGAGUGCGUGCGACAAGGCCCAGUUCGUGCUGGGACCCUUGAGCGACAUCCCGCAACCGUACCAUGAACUGGAAAUGCAGCAUUUGCGGAGCGUGGCAGACCUGCGCGACCAUCUCGACCAGGUGUCCAAGAAGACGGGGGCCAGUCAGGUGGCGGCAGGCGUCGAGGCGCUGGCUUGUAUCAUACAUAUGAUUUUCUUCGAGGUUGGUUUCAACUCACCGUCAUUACUCUACAUUCUCUGCACCAAAUUGACCACUUUUCAGCUUUGGAUUCCACGAAAAGGCCUCAUGAACGACUGGGUCAUGCACCUGGACGCAGCCAGCGCGCUGUUAUCCUCGCUUGACUCGUCGCCGUCGCUCAUGUCUGAAACAUCCCCCGCUUCCGACAUCUCCCAAAGCCACGAAUACCCGUCGCCGUCGCAAUGUAACAUCCCGACCGAGCUCCUGUCCGAAGGCGAGAAGCUGGCCUUUGACUUUUUCCUCGACUUCUACAUCUCCUGCUUCAUCACCGCUGUCGCGACCCUGGGUCUCACGCCGCAAUCUGCCCGGUCGAUCCGGAGGGUGCGCGCGUUGUGCGAUCAAAACCCGACGAGGUUGUGGGACCGACGCGGAUGCGACGACACGGUCAUGCUCACGCUCCUCGACAUCGCCAUCCUCAAGGACUGGAGACUGAGAAAAUCUCGCAGUGGGACACUCAGUCUGCGAGAACUGACCCGCCGCGCCGAGCCGAUCGAGAGUCUACUUCACGAGGGCGUCGCCAAGUUCGCCGCGACCACCAGUCCACAAUCCCCGGCGCCUGCGAGAUUCUCGUCCUGCGUGGACGAAGAAAAACGCAUGGUCACAAACAUCUACGUCAAUGCGGCGCUGUUGUUCCUGCACGUCGUCGUGUCGGGCUUCCACCCCAACAUCCCCGAGAUCCGCCAGGGGGUGCUCCGCACGCUCGACGCACUCGAGUACAUGCGCGAGCACUCGUCGCACAAUUUCCCCUCGUGGCCCUACUGCGUCGCGGGCUGUCUGGCGCUCGAGUCCGAGUAUUCCCGGUUCCGGGCCCUGGUGCCGCCGAACGAACAGGGCAAACACCCGCUGGUGCUGUCGAUCUGGACGCUCGAGAUCAUCGAGGAGUGUUGGAGGAUUCGGGCGGCGCAGAGGCGGCAGCACCUGGAAGGCGGGGAGGAGUCUUGUGAUUGGGUAGCCGCCAUGAAUCAGCUGGGGACGCGACUCCUUCUUCUAUAA
Molecule: messenger RNA, 1839 nt
Organism: Fonsecaea monophora
Lineage: Eukaryota; Fungi; Ascomycota; Eurotiomycetes; Chaetothyriales; Herpotrichiellaceae
Exons: 1
Coding region: 1-1839 (612 amino acids)
Biological process (GO): positive regulation of transcription by RNA polymerase II
Cellular component (GO): nucleus
Molecular function (GO): DNA-binding transcription factor activity; transcription cis-regulatory region binding
Source: RefSeq, a predicted model, not a curated record